Molecule: messenger RNA, 3720 nt
Organism: Leptopilina heterotoma
Lineage: Eukaryota; Metazoa; Arthropoda; Insecta; Hymenoptera; Figitidae
Gene: Vinc
Product: vinculin
Exons: 17
Coding region: 184-3348 (1054 amino acids)
Biological process (GO): cell adhesion
Cellular component (GO): actin cytoskeleton
Molecular function (GO): structural molecule activity; actin filament binding
Source: RefSeq, a predicted model, not a curated record
CGUGGUUUGUGAACCGUCAGUUAAGUUUUGCCCGUUCUUCGGUAUUGAUAGUGUGCUAUUUGACGUUUCGUGCGGCAUUAAUUUAUAUUUGUUUUAUGUCAUUUAAGUUGUUUAUAUUGUUGUUGUUGUGAUUAAUUUUUUUUUUUAAGUUUGGCAGCUGAUAGAUUAUAAAAAAGAGGAAAUAUGCCAGUCUUCCACACGAAAACAAUAGAGAGUAUUCUCGAUCCUGUUGCACAGCAGGUAUCGAGACUUGUAAUUUUACACGAAGAAGCCGAAGAUGGAAAUGCGAUGCCAGAUUUGUCGAGGCCGGUGCAGGCCGUUAGCAUGGCUGUGGCGAAUCUCGUGAAAGUUGGAAAGGAAACUAUAAAUUCGUCCGAUGAUGCCUUACUGAAGCAGGACAUGCCUAGUUCUCUACACAGGGUCGAAGGAGCUUCCCGUCUUCUGGAGGAAGCUUCAGUAAUGCUCAAGGCAGACCCAUACUCCGGUCCUGCAAGUCGUUCAAUUUACAAAUUAACCGAAUAUGAAUCCUAUACUCAAUAUACUGCGCAUUCAAGAAAAAAAUUAAUUGAAGGUUCACGUGGUAUACUGCAGGGAACAAGUUCACUUUUGUUGUGUUUCGAUGAGAGCGAAGUUCGCAAAAUAAUUCGCGAGUGCAAACGAGUUUUGGAUUAUUUGGCAGUUGCAGAAGUCAUUGAGACAAUGGAGGAUCUGGUGCACUUUUUAAAGAACCUUAGUCCAUGCCUUAGCAAAGUAUCUAGAGAAGUAAGUGCUCGUGAGAAGGAAUUAACCCAUCAAGUCCAUCGGGAGAUUCUGGUCAGGUGUCUCGAUCAGGUCAAGACACUCGCUCCAAUUCUCAUUUGUUCAAUGAAAAUCUUUAUUCACAUCAUCUCCCACGGUGGGAAAGGAGCGGAGGAGGCAGCUGAAAACCGUAACUACCUGUCGGGACGAAUGUCCGACGAACUCAAUGAAAUUAUUCGCGUUCUCCAGUUGACGACUUACGACGAGGAGGAGUGGGAUGCAGAUCAGUUGACGGUACUGAAGAAAGCCCAAAGUGCCAUAGAGUCCAGAAUAAGAGAGGCUUUCGAUUGGCUCGACAACGGCGACGCUCUGCGUGGCGGAGUGGGCGAGAAGAGCAUUCGUCAGAUAAUCGACCAAACGCAGCGAUUGGCGGAUCGCUACCUUCCACCCUCGCAGGCCGAGCCACUGGCCAAGUUGGCGUCCGAAAUCACUACAAUGACCAAUGCUCUGUGCGAACUUCGUCAGCAAGGAAAAGGCAACACUCCUCAGGCUGAAGCACUGGCCCGAAGCAUCAAGGAGAAGUUGAACCUGCUCCGCUCGAACGUGGCUUCGGCUCUCGUGGCGGCCGACAAGUCGGGAACCGUCCAGGCAGCUCACACGGUCGCCGGUCGCCUCGAGCAGGCCAACAAGUGGCUUCUGAAUCCUCAGCACGACGACAAGGGGCUCGGUCGCAAGGCCAUCGCCCUCAUCGUCCACGAGGGAAAGAAGGUGGCCGACGGAUUGCCAGGAAUUCACAAAGCCGAAAUCCUUCAACUCUGUGACGAGGUGGAGAGUCUAUCGCGUCAGCUGGAAGACCUCUGUCAUCGUGGACAGGGCUCGAGUCCUCAAGCUCAGGAAAUCGCUCGUCAAUUGUCGCACAAACUCCGCGAGCUGAAGAACAAAAUUCAACAGGCGGUUGUGUCGCGGGUGGUUGAGGACUUCAUCGACAUCACGACGCCCCUGAAGCAAUUCACAGAGGCCGUCCUGGCCCCCGAAGGAACACCGAAUAGGGAGCAGAACUUCAACGACAAGACCCUCGCACUGCAGACGUUCUCGAACAGGGCCGCGAAGACGGCGAAGAUGGUGGCGGCUGGUGGCAGUGGCGGAAAUAAGAAGUUGGCGGAGGCUCUCAAUGCCAGCGCUUCGCAAAUCGAGUCCCUGACUCCGCAGCUAGUGAACGCUGGGCGCAUUCGAAUGACCUACCCCGAGAGCAAGGCAGCUGACGAGCACUUCGAGAACCUGAGGCAGCAGUACGCGGACACCAUCCAGAGAGUGAGGGCGCUCUGCGACGAGGCGACCGACAGCGGCGACUUCAUCAGGGCGUCCGAGGAGCAGAUGCAGAAACAUUCCUUCCUCUGCGAGGACGCGAUCGCCAAGAACAACCCACAGAAAAUGGUGGACAACACUUCCGCCAACGCCAGGCUGGCGAACAGAGUCAUUUUGGUAGCUAAGCAGGAGAGCGACAACAGCGAGGACCCUGCGUUCAUCGAAAGAGUCAACAGAGCCAUCGACGCACUUCAGAAUGCUGUUGCUCCGAUGGUCCAGGACGCGAAAAAAGUGGCGAUGAAUACAAACGAUGGCUCUGCAGUGUCCAAGUGGAGAGAGAGCAAUCGCAACCUCCUGGGAGCAGUUGGUCAAGUGCGAAAGGCCGUCACCGCCGACUCUGAUGUCAUUCUUCCUCCUGCCAUAUCUCAACUACACAUUGGCGAUGACCAACAUGUAACAAGCAAACCUUGCAAUUACUUCACAGAGAAAGUUGGUGAACCUUUAAGGAAUCAGCCCUCGCCCAGCACUUUACGUGUCAUUUCUCCCACGGAGAACCAUAAACCACUGCAUCGACCUGUCAGUCCUCUUCCAAAAUGGGCUCGAGGAGGAGAUAAUCCUGAACUCUUAUACAACGAUCUAGCUUCCGUGGAUGAAUUAGAAAAGUCAGACCGAGCUAGAGAAAUGGCACCUCCACGUCCACCUCUGCCCAGUGGUGACAUUCCACCUCCAAGACCACCACCACCAGAGACUGAUGACGAAGAUGAGAUGUUUAUGCAUGCCCCUCAACCAAAUCAACCAAUUAUGAUGGCAGCUCAUGGAUUGCACCAAGAAGUGCGCCAGUGGUCAAGCAAAGAUAACGAAAUAAUUGCGGCAGCUAAGAAGAUGGCUAUUUUGAUGGGCAGAUUGUCGGGAUUGGUGCGAGGAGAAGGUGGAAAUAAGCGCGACUUGAUCGCUUGCGCCAAGGCUAUUGCCGAAGCUUCUCAGGAGGUCACUCGUCUCGCCAAAGAACUCGCCAGAGAGUGUACUGACAAACGUAUCAGAACGAAUUUACUCCAAGUUUGCGAACGCAUUCCAACGAUAGGAACACAGCUGAAGAUAUUGUCGACAGUCAAGGCCACGAUGCUUGGAGCACAAGGCACUGAGGAGGAUCAAGAGGCGACAGACAUGCUCGUUGGCAACGCUCAAAACUUGAUGCAGAGCGUCAAGGAGACAGUUCGCGCCGCCGAAUGUGCCAGUAUUAAAAUUCGCACAGCCUCUGGAAUGAAGCUGCGAUGGGUUCGACGUCAGCCUUGGUACCAAUACUAAACUUUAGAGAACGAAACUUUGCAAUUCUUAUACAAGGUCUCGCUGCCCUUUUUAGAAGAGUUUUUCACGACUUUCUUCACAAAAAAAUGUCCAUCUGCUCUUGAAUCACAGUAAUAAUUUAACACUAAACUCGAGAUAAUCAGCAUUUACGAGAGCAGAAUAUUAAUAUCCGGAUUUUAUAUCAAUCGUGAACGAAAUACUCAAUUUAACAAGUUUUAAUGCAUGACUUUUAGGCAAAUAGGGCAGAAAUUUUUGGAGUGUUUUAAAUAUCACGUAGAGUUUAUACAAAUUAAUAUACAUACACUAUUUUUUAAUACAACUACGAGUCUGGAGUCGUGGCAGUUUAUUUUUAUAAAUUUACAAUACGUGCAA